Phyllotreta striolata is the source of this 1712-nucleotide messenger RNA. Lineage: Eukaryota; Metazoa; Arthropoda; Insecta; Coleoptera; Chrysomelidae. The record is from the annotation of a GenBank genome assembly.
CCUCUCUAUAGUCUAUAGUAGUAACGAAGGAGUCGUUUCUUAUCUGGUUUAUGGUAUUGUGCGUUACACAGGGCGAACGCGAGGACCGGGUCUUGGAAGAUUCCUAUCAAUUAAUUGAAAAUGCUGCUCAAAUUAUCACUUAUUCUGCACGUAGCCUUAGUGCUAGGCUUUCCCAAGGAAGCACCGGAGCCGAUGAAGACUUCUGUGGAAUCUUUAGAACCGGCCCAAAAGCCUUACUUUUACCUAACACAACAAAAUGUGAAUAAUCCCCAGGCGGGAGAUCAGCAAAUGCUAAACGAAGAAAAUCCAAAAGCUUCCUUUCCACCACAACAAGUACUUCAAAUCCAACCAAACAUGCCCAACGGUUACGGAGUGCAAUAUUUGGAGCCCCAGUUUCAGUAUCCUGUAUACAACCAACAGGCUUUUCCAAGGGUUCAACCAUCGAUCUUAGUUUACGGAGCGGGCGGUCAAGGCCAACCGAUACUCAUUAAUCCGGGUUCACCUCCGGGAAAUUUCUUGGUUCCUCAACAACCGGGUACCAAUGUCUUCAUCCGGGGAAAUCCGCAAACGCCCGUUUUCGUUGGGGGUUAUCCCAACCCCAAACCAGCCCACAUCCCGCCCAUUGAGAAAGAUGCCGAGGAAAUUCCCACAAAUCCUUCGAACAUACCACCUUUGCAAUCGACGGAUCCCCAAGAAAAAAGACCAGAAAAACUAGAAACCUUUACCGAAGAUUACAAACCCGAUCAGCCAAUAACCAAUCCAUCGGGCGGAUCCGACGGAACUCCCCGACCUUUAACCAGGAACGACCUGAGACCGGGCCACAGGUUCUUCAUAUUAAACGGAGAGCCCCUCUACCAAAACUACCCGAUCAACUACCCGGGCGAACAGCAGGUCAACUUCCAGCAAAUCGAACAGCCAUUCCAGCAACGGUUGCAGGACAAACAGCCCCAGCAAGAGGUCAAUUACAACGUACCCGUGCAAGGGUUCUUCCUGAGACAGGUGCCCAGCAACUUCAACGCCGUUCCGGUGGAAAAUCCCGGCGAUUUGAACCGGCCGAAUCCGAACCAGAACGGGCCCCAAUACACGCAAAGCUUCGUCCCGUUGGGUCCUCAAGCCUUCCAACAGGAGGAUUUCAAUCAGUUGAACAUACCCCAAGAGGCUCUGUUUAGGCUUCCCAUCGGCCAAUUCCGGUUCGCCCCGCCUAACAACGCAUACUUUCCCUAUUCAGAAGAUGCGGAAAACGAUUCUGUCGUUGUAAAUGCGAAUUUCGAAGAUCCUGGAGACUUGGGUUUGAGAGGAUCUAACCAAGAGGAUGUUUCAUUACCAGUUGCAAAAUCAUCGGACGCUAGUACGGCUCAAGCGACACCGGGGGCGGUGGCUUUAGCGGGGCCAGGUGGAAUGGCGGGUGCAGCCCCCAAGGCUACUGCUCUGGCUGGUAAAGGAGGAUUGGCCAUAUCCAGUCCAAAAGCGACGGCGAUUGCAGGUACUAAAGAAGAACGGAAAGAAGCAAAAGACGAGGAGAAGGAGAAAGAGAAGAAACCGACGCGAAAACCUAAAUGAGUUGUGAUAGUAUUGAGUUGUUUUUUUUUUGUAACGUAGAGAGUAAUUUUUAGGGUUUUAACGAAUAUAAGUUAAGUGGUAGUGAAAGAAAUUUAUGAAACAUAUCACCAACUGUUACACACAGAAAAGAAUAAAAGUUAUUUGUACCGAUA